Molecule: messenger RNA, 3197 nt
Organism: Ochotona curzoniae (black-lipped pika)
Lineage: Eukaryota; Metazoa; Chordata; Mammalia; Lagomorpha; Ochotonidae
Gene: ATOSB
Product: family with sequence similarity 214 member B
Exons: 9
Coding region: 462-2060 (532 amino acids)
Source: RefSeq, a predicted model, not a curated record
CGCGGAGCCGGGCCGGCCCCGGGGAGGGACCGUCGCGGGGAGGGGCGCGGCAGCGGCUGAGGGCCUGCUGGUGUUGCCCACGAAGCCGAUCCUGGAAGAGCCUAGCGGAGCAGGACUCAGCCUGAGCCACCCUUUGUCUGUGGGGCCCGUGGCAGGGGAGGACCCGGGAUCCAAGGGGAGGGGACCGGGACGGAAGGGUCUGGAGCAGCGGCCGCCUCAGUGGAACCAGUUUGGGAGCCGGGGUCCAGCUGAGCCCAGGAGCUGCACGGAAUGGUGGCAGUCACCUUGCCAGUGCAGCGGGCAUGGACCAGACUGCAAGUUAGGGGAGCAAGGUAUCCAUCAGAAAAAAGGGACGCACAGCUAGGCCUGAAGCCUCUUCAUCGGGAUGUCCCCAGGCCCCCCAGCCCAGGCCCAGUGUAAAGGCCGUGGAGGGGGGCCCCCCUGACCCAAGGCGGGGCUUCAUGCGCCACGUGCAGGCGGAGCCGUCUUCAUCUUCAGAGCCAGAGGCAGGCCCUUCGCAGCCUCCAGUCAGACAGGGGGCCCUCCAGGGUGGCCUGCUCAUGGGCUACAGCCCGGCAGGGGGGGCAGCAUCCCCCGGGGUCUACCAGGUAUCCAUCUUUGCCCCUCCAGCUGGUGCCUCUGAGACACACAGGGCCCUGAAGCGAGCAGCCCCACCCACUGAGGGUCCACGGGAGCUGAAGAGAGGCCCUGGGCUGGGGACUAGAGAGGGACGACCCCCUGAAGAACCGUCUACUGUGAGGCUCUUGGGCCCAGAGGGCCUUGGCCUGGGACUGGGUUUGGCCAGCCAGCAUUUUUCCCAUCAUGGCCUCUGUGUUGUGGAGCAGGGAGGUAGUGCCACCUCACCUCCCCCCUGGUCCUUGUCAAAUGCUUCUUGCAAUACUUUGCACACCAGAGACUGGGCUUCCCCCGACCCAGGGGCACAGCGCUCCCCAGGGGAGUCCCCAGGGCCAGCCCCUUCGGGCCAGCUGCACACACUUGACACUGAUUUGCACAGUCUUGCACAAACAGGGGGUAAGAGCCCCGUGGCUGGGGUGGGCAAUGGGGGCAGCCCCUGGCCUAGGGAGUCCCCUGGCCCUGCCAAUGGGCACAGUCCCGAGCACACCCCCCCUGGCCCUGGCCCUCCAGGCCCUUGCCCCACCAAGCGAAGGCUGCUUCCUGCUGGAGAAGCCCUGGAUGUCAGCUCUGAGGAUGAGGGCCCCGCACCUCGGAGGCGCCGGGGAACCCUGGGCCACCCUCCUGCUGCCAACAGUUCUGAUGCCAAAGUCACACCCUUCUGGAACCACCUGCUGCCCGGACCCAAGGAGCCCGUUUUGGUAGACUCAACAGACUGCAGUCCUGUAGGGCGGAGGCUGAGAGGUGCCCGUCGUCUGAAGCUGAGCUCCCUUCGAAGCCUCCGGAAGAGCCCAAGCCUGCUGAGCCCUCCCAGUGCCUCCCCUGUUCCUACCCCUGCUGUCAGCCGUGCCCUGCUGGGCAACUUUGAGGAAUCCUUGCUGCGAGGACGCUUGGCACCCUCUGGCCACAUCGAGGGCUACACAGCGGAGAUUGGAGCUAGUGGGUCCUACUGCCCCCAGCAUGUCACGCUGCCUGUCACUGUCACCUUCUUCAAUAUUUCUGAGCAAAAUGCCCCGGCCCCCUUCCUGGGCAUCGUGGAUCUGAACUCCCUGGGGAGGAAGGGUUACAGCGUGCCCAAGGUGGGCACCAUCCAAGUGACCUUAUUUAACCCCAACCAGACUGUGGUGAAGAUGUUCCUCGUGACCUUCGACUUCUCGGACAUGCCUGCUGCCCACGUGACCUUCUUGCGCCAUCGCCUCUUCUUGGUGCCUGUGGGUGAGGAGGGAGAUGCUAGCCCCGCCCACCGCCUCCUCUGCUACUUGCUGCACCUCAGGUUCCGGAGUUCCCGCUCAGGCCGUGUAAGCCUACAUGGAGAUAUCCGCCUGCUUUUCUCCCGCCGGAGCCUGGAGCUGGACACGGGGCUCCCGUAUGAGCUGCAGGCUGUGACCGAGGCCCCCCACAAUCCACGUUAUUCACCUCUGCCCUGAGGGCAGGCGCUCCAAGCCCAAGCAAGCCCACAGGCUGCCCUUCCUGUUCCACCCGGGACCUAGUAAACACACGGAGACAUGGCGAGAGACCCUUCAGGCUUGUGUGACAGCUCUCACCAUGCCCGUGCCCCCGCGAGGUCAGCUCUUUGGGGGUUUCAAAGCUUCUGAUCCAUCCACACCCUGCCCUACUCCGGGGACUUGGUGUGCCUGCCCCUCUCUUGGGUUUCCCAGGCCGUCUUAGGCAGUAGUAGGGAGAAACCGGAGCUACCCUGAGGUUGUCCCAAGUUCCCAGGCAAGUCAAUGCCAGCGUUGCCUCCCUGUCCUGGGCAGGGGCCACUUAUUAUUUUAUUUAUUUUUUUAACUUAUAAUUUAUUCAAAUUGGAUUGCCUUGGUAACCUCCCACACCUGAUCAUUGUCAUCACCACACAUACCCCACCUCCUCCUUUCCCACUCCCAGGACCACUCCAAUCUCAGGAGUAGAAGAGGCUGAUGGGAGGGCAGGAGGAGACAUGCUUGCCCUCUGCAGCAGGCAGAGGGGUUAUUCCAGAGAGACUGAGUCAUUAGCCAGAGACUCAGCGUCCCCUGACCUCACCCACUCCCUUCACUUUCCCUCACCUCUGACCCAUCUCUGAAAGCCAACUCACACAUGUGCGCGCAUGUGCACAAGUUUGUGUUUGUGGUUGUGUGUCUGGCAGACAGAGGGAGAGCACACGCACGCAGACACACACGGGUUAGCCACCCGCGGGCUAGGACCCCUGACCCCAGGUCCUUCUCCUUCUGCCUGUGUCUCCUUGCUUUGGGGUCCUGACUGAGGAAGGUGUCCAGGGGCAGAGUCAGGGCAAAAGACUGGGGUGCCUCUCUCACCUGACCAGACUCUGACCCACCUACCUCAGCUGGGGUGAGCGAGCCCCCCUCAGACUCAGUCACAUGGUCCCCAACUCCCCCAGACCCCCCACUCCACACUCAGACCCAGCCUCAGCUCAGACUUGGUGGGGCUGGGCUAAGAGGAACAAAUGUUUUGCUGAAACUUGAAAACAAAACAAAACAAAACAAAAACAGGAAAAAAAUUAUACCUGGUACUUUUUUUAAGAGAAAAAAAUUUAAGAGAAAGAAUAAAUUCUUGUUUGGAAACUUGAA